AUGGCGUCGGUAUCGGUUCGCAGCGUCCACAAGUCCUUCGACGACCUCGCCGUCAUCCACGGCGUCUCGAUCGACAUCAACGACGGCGAGUUCCUGGUUCUCGUCGGCCCGUCGGGCUGCGGCAAGUCGACGCUGCUCAGGAUGAUCGCCGGCCUUGAAGACAUCAACGACGGCGAGAUCGCGAUCGGCGACACGGUGGUCAACGACAUGGCGCCGAAGGCCCGCGACGUCGCCAUGGUGUUCCAGAACUACGCCCUCUACCCGCACAUGACGGUGCGCCAGAACAUGGGCUUCAGCCUGCGCCUGCGCCGGGAAGACAAGAACAUGAUCCGCGAACGGGUGGACAGCGCCGCCCAGAUCCUGGGGCUGACGCAGCUGCUCAACCGGCUGCCGCGCCAGCUCUCGGGCGGCGAGCGCCAGCGCGUCGCCAUGGGCCGCGCCAUCGUGCGCGACCCGCAGGUGUUCCUCUUCGACGAGCCACUCUCCAACCUCGAUGCCAAGCUCCGCGUGCAGAUGCGGACCGAGAUCAAGGCGCUGCACCAGCGGCUCAGGACCACCUCGGUCUACGUCACCCACGACCAGGUCGAGGCGAUGACCAUGGCCGAACGCAUCGUGGUGAUGAACCUCGGCCGGGUGGAACAGGUGGGCCGCCCGCUCGACCUCUACGACCGGCCGGCCAACCUGUUCGUCGCGGGCUUCAUCGGCUCGCCGGCGAUGAACUUCAUCGACGCCUCCAGCACCGCCGAGAGCGACGCACCGGCCUUGACGGCGGCGGACGGCACCGCGCUGCCGCUCCCGCCGGGCACCCGCGUAGGCGGAGGACAGCCGCUCGUCUACGGCGUGCGCCCCGAAGACCUGGCGCUCUCACCAAACGGUGCGGGCGUCGAGGCCACGGUCUCAGUGGUCGAGCCGACCGGCUCAACCACGCUCGUUUUUUGCGAGAUGGCUGGCCAAGAAAUCUGCGUCGAGUUCAAGGAGCGGCACGACUUCAACCCCGGCCAGACGAUCCGGCUGAUGCCGCGCCUCGAAGCCCUUCACCUGUUCGAUCGAGAGACCGGCCAGCGCCUCAGCGACUGA
This is a messenger RNA of Geodia barretti, 1077 nucleotides long. The record is from the annotation of a GenBank genome assembly. Lineage: Eukaryota; Metazoa; Porifera; Demospongiae; Tetractinellida; Geodiidae.